This is a messenger RNA of Akanthomyces muscarius, 1704 nucleotides long. RefSeq lists its product as uncharacterized. Gene Ontology annotation, biological process: DNA replication. Gene Ontology annotation, molecular function: DNA replication origin binding. The transcript is spliced from 2 exons. The coding region runs from base 1 to 1704 and encodes 567 amino acids. Lineage: Eukaryota; Fungi; Ascomycota; Sordariomycetes; Hypocreales; Cordycipitaceae. The record is from RefSeq and is a predicted model, not a curated record. Gene Ontology annotation, cellular component: nuclear origin of replication recognition complex; nucleus.
AUGAACCAGGACAGCAGAGACGCCGACGAGGGUCCCCCGGCCAAGCGCCAGCGAAGCUCGGAGCCCCUCGACGCAACUAUCCUCGCCCCUUCCGAGGACGUUCCCAUGGACGGCCACGACAUCCCGAUGGAUGGCCAAGAUGUAGCCAUGGUAACCCAAACCACCGAAGACGUCGUCGCCUCAGCUCCCGAACCCACACCCGUCGUCACGCCACGAAAGCGCGGCCGGCCCCCGAAGCAAAGACCGACCAAAUCACCCGCCACCCCAUCGACCUCUGCGCCCAACACCACGCAUCUCACGCCGCUCAAGGCCGCAGGGCCGAAUGCUUCGACCCCGGGCCGUAACGCCGCCGACCGCUCUGCGCGCCGCAAGACGGCGCGCACGCUUCUCGAGCACGCGACCGGUGACGGCCCGAGCGACGACGACGCCGGCGCCUCGGACGAGGACGAGGAUCUCGCGCGGGCCAUCUUUGGCGACACAUCGGAUGAGGACGACGACAUCAACGACCGCAUGUCUGACGGCGAUGGCCUGCUGCCUGACGAAGCAACUGCGGCAGCAUCGACACCCACAAAGCAGAAACGGCCGCGGAGGAAGCGCGCCAAGUCGCCGACGCCGCCGCGCGACCUCCCGCCGCAGGAAAUGUACUUUUUCCACAACAAGCCCGGCCGGCCCAAGACCUCUGACAAUACGCUCUCCGGCCUGCGGCUGCUCACGCACGACGAGUACUUUGACGUCCUUGGCAAGAAAAGCGCCGUCACCCAACGCCACGCCAAAGACGUCGACUACCUCGAGACGCUGCACGCCGAGUCGUUUGCGCAGUGGGCGCUGGAGCUCGCGCAGGGCUUUAGUCUGUGCCUCUACGGCUUCGGCUCCAAGCGCAACCUCCUCCAGAAAUUCGCGACACAUCUAUAUACCCUGGCGCCCGAGAGCCCGAUUGUCAUCGUCAAUGGCUACACGCCCACAACGAACAUCCGCGAGAUCCUGUCGUGCGUGGCGCGCGCCGUGCUGCCCGACACGAAAAAGAGCCUCCCCUCGACGCAGCCGCUCGCCAUGGCGCAAUCCAUCCUCGCCCACCUCUCAUCCUCCCCGUCCUCCACCUCCGUCACCAUCCUAGUGCACUCCAUCGACUCCUCCUCCUUCCGCCGCGCCUCCGCCUCGUCCUACCCCAUCCUCGCGUCCCUCGCCGCGCACCCGGCCGUGCACCUGCUCUGCUCCGCCGACGCGCCCGACUUCUCGCUCCUCUGGGACGUCGGCGUGCGCUCCGCCUUUAACUUUGUCUUCCACGACGCCACCACCUUUGCGCCGCUGGCCGUGGAGCUCGACGCCGUGGACGAGAUGCACGAGCUGCUCGGGCGGAAAGCGCACCGCGUGCACGGCCGCGAGGGCGUCGCGUUUGUGCUCAAGAGCUUGCCGGAGAACGCCAAGAACCUGUUCCGCCUGCUGGUCGGCGAGGUGCUCAUCGCCAUGGACGAGGAUGCCGGGGGCGCAGAGGAAGGGAGCACGGGUGUGGAAUAUAGAAUGGUGUAUAACAAAGCAGUGGAGGAGUUUGUGUGCAGUUCGGAAAUGGCGUUCCGUACCCUCCUUAAAGAAUUUCACGAUCAUCAAAUCAUUACCAGCCGCAAAGACGCGCUGGGUACAGAGCUUUUGAGUCUGCCGUUUAGGCGGGAGGAGCUGGAGGCCAUUUUAGAAGAUCUCAUGGCGUGA